Messenger RNA from Camelus dromedarius (Arabian camel), 1861 nucleotides. Its product is annotated as gonadotropin-releasing hormone II receptor. Lineage: Eukaryota; Metazoa; Chordata; Mammalia; Artiodactyla; Camelidae. Gene Ontology annotation, cellular component: plasma membrane. Gene Ontology annotation, molecular function: peptide binding; G protein-coupled receptor activity; protein-hormone receptor activity. The record is from RefSeq and is a predicted model, not a curated record. Gene Ontology annotation, biological process: G protein-coupled receptor signaling pathway; cellular response to hormone stimulus.
GGGACAAACAUCAUCAGGAAAGAAAGCGCCUGCAGCCGGCCCCUGAAGCGGCAUUUCAGAACGAGCAGCACUUGUCUCUGGGCCUACACCUGCGUGUUUUUGCGCGCGUCUCCAUCAGCGCGUCCUUUUGUCAGAUGAUCUCUAUUUCUUAAGCCCGCCUGCGGAGGCACAUUUUCCUUUAAAUAGUCUGGACCAAGGGCGGGGCUUGCAGGAUGCGGCCGGGGCCAGAAGGUGCCGCAGUGCUCUCGCCGGGGCCUCUAGGAUAGCGUUCCCUCCACCCUGGAGCGCGUUCAACAGAACACCCCAGUGAGUUCACACACUGACUCACUCGCACGCUCCAGCCGAAUCCAGGACUCUGGGCGCUAAAGAAGUCAAUGGAAGCAGAAGCCUACACCGGAUUCCUGUUCCCUGCAGGACCCUGACAGUUGGACAGGUGACUUCCAGAAUACGGAUGGAGUCUCCAGAGACAGACGCUUUAGUGGACGAAAUUCGCCAAACAACCAACUUAAGAUCCUAAAAGGGAGAGAGAACAAUCAGCGGACGCAGCUAAUCUCUUCAAACCCACACUUUAUCCCCUCACCCCUUGCCUUUCCAGGUCACCAUGUCUGCAGGAAACGGCACCCCUUCGGGGUCAGCAGCAGGGGAGGUCUGGGCGGGGUCAGGAGUAGAAGUGGAGGGCUCAGAGCUGCCCACCUUCUCAGUUGCAGCCAAGGUCCGAGUGGGAGUGACCGUUGUGCUGUUUAUUUCUUCGGCUGGAGGGAACCUGGCUGUGCUGUGGUCAGUGACACGGCCGCAACCUAGCCAGCUCCGCCCCUCUCCGGUACGACGACUCUUUGCUCAUUUAGCAGCUGCCGACUUACUGGUCACUUUUGUGGUUAUGCCUCUAGAUGCCACCUGGAAUAUCACUGUUCAGUGGCUGGCCGGGGAUAUCGCAUGUCGGACACUCAUGUUCCUGAAACUAAUGGCUAUGUAUGCCGCAGCUUUCCUGCCUGUGGUCAUUGGGCUCGACCGCCAGGCAGCCGUACUCCACCCGCUUGGACCCCGCUCAACUGGAGGGAAACUUCUGGGGGCAGCCUGGGGACUUAGUUUCCUGCUUGCCUUGCCCCAGCUAUUCCUGUUCCAUACUGUCCGCCGAGCUGGUCCAGUCCCCUUCACUCAGUGUGUCACCAAAGGCAGCUUCAAGGCUCAAUGGCAAGAGACCACCUAUAACCUCUUCACCUUCUGCUGCCUCUUUCUGCUGCCACUGACUGCCAUGACCAUCUGCUAUAGCCGCAUUGUCCUCAGUGCGUCCAGUUCCCGGACAAGAAAGGGGAACCAUGCCUCUGCCGGUGAAUUUGCCCUCCGCCGCUCCUUAGACAAUCGUCCCCGUGUUCGUCUUCGGGCCCUGCGACUGGCCCUGCUUGUCCUGCUGACCUUCAUCCUCUGCUGGACACCUUAUUACCUGCUAGGUCUCUGGUACUGGUUCUCUCCCACCAUGCUAAAUGAAGUGCCUCCCAGCCUCAGCCACAUCCUUUUCCUCUUUGGCCUCCUCAAUGCUCCUCUGGAUCCUCUCCUCUAUGGGGCCUUCACCCUUGGCUGCCGAAGAGGGCAUCAAGAACUUAGUAUAGACUCCUCCAGAGAAGGAGGAUCUGGAAGAAAGCCCCCGCAGGAGAUUCAAGCCCUUAGACAGAUGGAAAUACAAGCAAAUGUGGCAGCAAAAGAGGCAGGAGAAACAAAAGACAUUUCUAUAACAUCCAUUUGCUCAGGACAGAGUACACAGGAACAGAAUAAUUAUUCUUUAGUAUCACAAGAAUAUCUGACUUCUACCCUGCUCUCUUAGCUUCCAAGAAAAAGAAAUACUGAGCAGUCUCUACUUUGACCC